UUCCACAAACUCAUCAACUCUCUCUUGUAAAUUAACGAGUGGUUUAGGGUCCUGCCAUUAUAUCAAUCGAGAGAUAUGGCUUUAUCUGGAAAGUUAAUUGGUCAUGUAGAUGUCAGCAAGAAAGGAGAAAUCUGCCAUCUCUUUAGGAACAACCCGUACGAGAUAGCUAUCAUAUCACCUGAUAAGGUUCAAGGCUGUGAUCUGAUUGAUGGUGAUAGGGGGGACGUUGGUUCUGUUAUCUGUUGGCACUACACUCAUGAGGGAAAGAAGAAAAUUUCGAAGCAAAUAAUCGAAGCAGUUGACGAAGAUAACCACAUGAUUGUGUUUAAGGUAAUCGGAGGAGAUCUUGUGGAUGAGCUAUACAAGACCUUUACAAUCAUACUAAAUGUUGACAAAAAAGGUGAUAAAGUGGUGGCUACUUGGACAUUUGAGUUUGAGAAGCCUGACACAAGUGUACCAUAUCCAACUUCCCUGAUGGAUUACCUUUGUGAUUUGGUCAAGGACUUGGAUACCCAUAGCACCACUAAGUAGUUCGGCAACUGGUACUCAAAGAAGGAAAUGGCAGGAAGUACUCUCUCAGUGUGAAUGUGUGUUUUUCUCCUAUUGAAAGAAUAAACUACGUCUCUAGUGAAUAAAUAGAAUGUAAGGUGGUGGUGUAGUAUAUAUGCAUGGAUAUGUUGUUCAAAAUAUCAUUAUUUUUCUUUCCCAA
Messenger RNA from Lactuca sativa (garden lettuce), 709 nucleotides. Its product is annotated as kirola. The record is from RefSeq and is a predicted model, not a curated record. Gene Ontology annotation, biological process: defense response. Lineage: Eukaryota; Viridiplantae; Streptophyta; Magnoliopsida; Asterales; Asteraceae.